Molecule: messenger RNA, 810 nt
Organism: Schizophyllum commune H4-8
Lineage: Eukaryota; Fungi; Basidiomycota; Agaricomycetes; Agaricales; Schizophyllaceae
Exons: 4
Coding region: 112-810 (232 amino acids)
Source: RefSeq, a predicted model, not a curated record
GUCGUGUUGUUGUCGGGCUGUGUAUGACUGCACGACUCGCUAUGGCCUCUGUAAGUAUAUAAGAAGGCUAACUCAGUGCUCUGACAUCCCACAUCCCACACGACCCCAACCAUGUCCUCCUACCCAGACUCGGAAUACCCGCUACUCUGCGAGUACGACUCGGACCACCCGCUGGUCAGGACUUACCCGAUAGGCUGGAAGCGCUUCCGCCACCCCGUGAACGGCGAGAAUAUCUAUUACUGGCACCGCGUCGAGCGCGUUAUCACCAAGGACAACCUGAAGGACGCCGAUGUCUUCGAGGCGCUCCUCAAGGGCAAGGACAGGAUCCUGCGCAAGCUGCAGCGCAACCCGAGGCAUGCCGCGAAGUUCCUGAUGGACGGGCAGCUGUCGAGGGACUGGGACCUGAUCAUGAAGGACGGGCAGCCGCAGGCGCUCAUCUCGUGGCGUGAGAGGCAAAUUUACGAGUUCGCUACUCGCGGCGAAGGCGAGGGCGAGAAGGAAUAUGUCGAGCACCAGUCGAGCAAAGUGUACUGGCAGCGGGUGGCAGAGUUCCCCUGCCACCACACGUCGCUGCCCAAGGGCGCCGAGCAGAAGCUGUCGAAUCUGACGUAUAACUCCGGACUCUGGGGUGUUGUCCUGCGACGUGGGGACAACCGAGACCUGUGGGAGGGAUAUCGCCAGUACCGAGACAAGGCAAGGGCGCGGGCCUGCGGCGGGUACAAAGGCAUCGAGCUCGCGAGCGUGACAUGGCGGAUCGCACGCCUGCUUGGUGCGGCCCGCGAAAUCGAGGACGAGGUGAACGCCUCAUAG